GGGUGAGUGGCGGCUGAGUGGCGGCUGGAGGCUGGAGUUUCCGGACCCUGAUGCGUCAGGAAUUGAAGCGCUGUCCCACCCGGACCAUGGACCCUGAGGUCUCCCUGCUGCUGCAGUGCCCCUGGGGUGGACUGCCCGAGGAGCAGGUACGGGCUGAACUGAGCCCGGCCCAUGACCGUCGCCCACUGCCAGGAGGGGACGAGGCUAUCGCUGCCAGCUGGGAGAGCCGGCUACAGGCCCAGCCCUGGCUCUUUGAUGCCCCCAAGUUCCGCCUGCACUCUGUCAUCCUGGCUCCCACUGGCUCACAGGGGCCACAGCUGCUCCUGCGCCUAGGUCUUACUUCCUACCGAGACUUCCUGGGCACUAACUGGACCAGCUCAGCUGCCAGGCUGCAACAGCAGGGGGCUACCGACUGGGGUGACAAGCAAGCCUACUUGGCGGACCCGCUGGGGGUGGGCGCAGCACUGGCCACCGCCGACAACUUCCUUGUCUUCCUGCGCCGCUCUGGGCAAGUGGCAGAGGCACCUGGGCUGGUGGAUGUGCCUGGAGGGCACCCUGAACCUCAGGCCCUGUGCCCUGGUGACCACCCCCUGCACAAGGACCUCCCUGGGGAGCUGGUGGUGCAUGAGCUCUUCUCCAGUGUCCUUCAGGAGAUCUGUGAUGAGGUGAACCUGCCGCUGCCCACCCUGAGCCAGCCGCGGCUAUUGGGCAUUGCCCGCAACGAGACCAGUGCUGGCCGUGCCAGUGCCGAGUUCUACGUCCAGUGCAGCUUGACUUCUGAGCAGGUGAGGAAGCACUACAUGAGUGGGGGACCCGAAGCCCACGAGUCCUCAGGAAUCAUCUUUGUGGAGACACAGAGAGUGUGCAGGCUACAGGAGACCAAACUGUGGGCUGAGCUCUGCCCCUCUGCCAAAGGCGCCAUAUUCCUCUACAACGUGGUGCAAGGGAGUCCCAUCUGAGUCGCCCUGGAGUCCCCAGCCCUAUUACCAUAGCUCGCAAGACAAUAAAGGACUUUAUUCUUGGA
Messenger RNA from Manis pentadactyla (Chinese pangolin), 1024 nucleotides. It is a transcript of the gene NUDT22, whose product is annotated as nudix hydrolase 22. NCBI's taxonomy places the organism in Eukaryota, Metazoa, Chordata, Mammalia, Pholidota, Manidae. The record is from RefSeq and is a predicted model, not a curated record. Gene Ontology annotation, molecular function: GDP-mannose hydrolase activity. The transcript has 6 exons. Bases 51 to 959 code for a protein of 302 amino acids.